CGAGUGUGCGCCUGCGCGUUGAGCUCAGUGGCCCUGUCGCGGCCGUCACAAAAGGAAGCCGCCAUCGUGGUGAGAGGAGAGAGGCUGAGGCCGGAGCGGGCUUCGAGUGCGGCCCAGUGAGUGAGGGACUGAGGGGAGGAACGACGCCGCCGAGGAGGAGAAGGAGAAGCAGCCGGCCGCUGCUGCUGCUGCUGAGGCGGCCGGCCUCAAGGCUGGCGGGCGGCGGCGGCAGCGGUGGCGGCGGCGCGGGGGCGAGGCCUGUGCUGAGGGCCUGAGGCCUCGGCUCCCUUCGCGCCGCCGCCAUCCUCUCCUUCCUCCCUCGCCUCCUCCCUCCUUGCCUGCCUCCCUCGCUUGCUCGCCAUGGCCCAGCAGCAGGUGAGCAGCUCGCAGAAGGCGCUGAUGCUGGAGCUGAAGGGCCUGCAGGAGGAGCCCGUCGAGGGCUUCCGCAUCACCCUCGUCGACGAGUCCGACCUCUACAACUGGGAGGUGGCCAUCUUCGGGCCCCCCAACACGCUCUACGAGGGCGGGUACUUCAAGGCUCAUAUUAAAUUUCCUAUGGACUACCCAUAUUCACCUCCUACCUUCAGAUUCCUGACCAAAAUGUGGCAUCCCAACAUUUAUGAGAAUGGAGAUGUAUGUAUUUCAAUCCUUCACCCACCUGUAGAUGACCCUCAGAGCGGGGAGCUGCCAUCGGAAAGGUGGAACCCGACCCAGAAUGUCAGGACUAUCCUACUGAGCGUAAUCUCCUUGCUGAAUGAGCCCAACACCUUCUCUCCGGCAAAUGUGGAUGCUUCAGUCAUGUUCAGGAAAUGGAGGGACAGCAAAGGAAAAGACAAAGAAUAUGCGGAAAUCAUUCGGAAACAAGUCCAGGCAACCAAGGCAGAAGCCGAAAAGGACGGCGUGAAGGUCCCCACCACCUUGGCGGAGUACUGCAUCAAAACUAAAGUGCCUUCCAAUGACAACAGCUCGGAUUUGCUUUACGACGACUUGUACGACGACGACAUUGACGACGAAGAUGAGGAGGAGGAGGAGGACGCCGAUUGUUACGACGACGACGAUUCCGGGAACGAGGAGUCCUGACCUGGCCCCUCCGCUCCCCGGCCCCGGCCCCCGUACUGUCCCGCCUGUUUUGCCAGAGGGGGCCGCGGCGGCCUCCGAGUGACCAUUCAGCAAAAAAUAUAUCUACACCACACAUACACCUACACAUGCAUACAUACACAACCAGGGUGGGGAAGAAGACACCGACCGAACCUGCGCCUCCCGCUUCCUUCCUCCUGUCGUACGGGCCUCGAUCUCCCCCCACGCCCUGUUCUUUGGGCCUCCCCAAGAGGAAGCCCUCUUCUCCAGAAUGUCUCAGAGUUCUUGCAUCCUUGCCUCUCCCAUCACUGUAUUCUGAAUUUCCCCCUCUUUUCUUUUUCUUCCCCUCCCCUUUUUUAAAACUAGCGGCGCUCUCCGCUCCCUCCCGCAUCACUCUGCUCCCCUUCCGCCCGCCUUUCAGGGGCGUUCCGCAAGAUGAGGAGAAAUCGGUUUGGCUCUGUGUUUAGCUUCUUGAAUUAAACACAGUUUUUCAUCGAGAUGUUUAAUGUAUUCAAACGCCGCCGGAGACUCUGGGGGACGCUCCCUGCCAGCUGGGCUCGACACGGGGGCGGCGGCAGCAGCACCGGCCAAUGAGGCUGCCCCACUGACAGUGAUUGCGUGCGCACUUGUUUUGCCUUGUGGUGGUGCUGGUGCUGGUGGUGGUUUUCCCCCUUCCCUUCCUCCCGCCUUUCUUCUUUCCUUCGUUUCUUUUUCCCCUUUUCUUCCCUUUUCUUUUUUCAGGCGUUGGGCAGAGCAUGGGCUCCUGUGUUCUGAGCUUGGCAAGACCUUGUGGGACUGAAAGGCCCAGUAUUGCAUUUCAGUCCUGCUUGAGGGCCAUGGGGUGGGUUAUGGGGGAGGCGGAGGGCCCUUUUGGGAGCUGGAGGGGUGAACUGCAGCCGCCAUAAUCUACGGCAGUGUCUUUCCAUCUCUGCUCUGACAGAUGUUUUGACCAUCGACUUCCAAAAUCCCUCAUCAUCCGCCAAUGCAGCUGAGGCUCCUGAGAGUUGAAAACCAAAACACCUGAAGGACUAGAGGUUGGGAAUCUAUAGGAUAAGCAAGCGAUUUCUGGGUGGGGAAGCAGGGGGUUGUCUUGUGAUGAUGAGCCUUCCCAUAAAUAUUUCAAAACACUCAUCAUUCUGCCCCACUGAACCCUUUUGGUUGUCCUCUUUCUUCAACAGACUGUCUUUGGCCUCAUAGAGUAGCAGCCUCUCAGUUCCAGCAAGUUUCCUGGAGGCUCUUUCGGGUGCGUUGGAAUGAAGCAUUGAGGACGAUGCUUUGCCACAAGUAGCUCUAUGGAUGGCUGCUGUUUUCUGCACUUUGAAUUUUGUGUGCCCUGGAGAGUGGAUUCAGCCCCUCGUUCCUAUGGCAGAAGGAGGCAUUAUUUGACCACUGUUUCGAGCAAGAUUGAGAUCUCUCUCUUAGUAAGAGGCUUCUUGCCAGCUGGGCUCUGGCAUUUUGGCAGAUGGGGGCAAAAAUGGUCUCUUGGGUUGUGCCAGGAGUCCCAAAGUGUUUGAGCUCCCCAAUUCCCACCCAAAGGCCUGUGUUUCCUUGGGAAAUGGAAUGCUACAGCUGCCUCUGCUCUGUGUUGUACAUGGAGUUGACAGUGUGGCAUGGCGGCAUCCAUGGCUAGGCUUUCAAAGAAGGAAAGGGCAGGGAGUAGAAGGAACUGUGGGGAGUCAAAGAACAGAGCCCUUGCCUUGGAUAAUUAGGUGCUUGUGGCCUUCAAAAUGGUCCAGUAGGCUUCAUUUCCACUUUCUUGAGCAGUAAAUUCUUUGAAGCUCCAUUUUUUCUUUCUAAUGGAAAUGGUGAUGAUGGGAGGAGAUCAGGCAGAGCUGGGUCUGUAGAAGAAUAUAGUCCUGAUGGCAGCCUUGUGCUCUUGCUUCCAUUCUGGGUUGUGCCCUUCUGGCCCAUUGCCAUUUGUAUCUGUUUGCUCUGGGAGCUGCCCACCUCAGCAAGUAAGUUAAACAAUCAAACCUAGAGAUGCUAUGGGAGGCCACUUGUGCAGCACAAAACCCAUAGGCAGUUCCACCAUGUCUCCGGGCCACUUGCCGACUGGACGUCGCUCUACCUUUUUCCUUUGGUGCCAAGUGCAAGGAUCUGGUCUCCACAGACUUGUGACGCAACCGUGGAGACCUCGUGUCUUCACCUUCCCACUUAAGGGUCCCCAAGAAUGAGUGAAGAAGGUAUACACACAAGGAAGAAAGGAAGUGGUGGCCAAUUGGCUUAGUCAGUCAGUCUGUAGAGGCAAGGUCCUGCUUUCCAGCAAGCCCUGCAUUGCAUGUUCAUUUCUGAGAAGAAGGGGCUGUGUCAGAGGCAGUGGUCAUUUUGGAGAAUUUUGGGGACCCCAUGCAGUCAGUGGGUCACUCCUCGGAUAGAGUGGGAUCCGCCUGCCCUGAAAACGAGGGGCGAAAGGGAUGCGGAGGGCGCUCUCGGGCCGGCCUGAAAUGCGGAUGCUGCAUCUCUCGGCCCCUUUUCCCUUUGUACUUUGACCGUGUUCACUGUAUACUCUCCAGUGACUUGUAUUCUCCAGCUUGGUGGUGUGAGAUGCAUUAUGAUGAUGAUGAUGAUACCUCUGUCCUCCCUUGUGGUCACUCUUCUUUUGGGGGGGCGGGACGAUGGGAGGGCCCGCACUCUCCGCUGAGCCAAGGCCGACUUGGACCCACCGACUUCAGUCCGGUCUCCUCUCCUCGAGAUCCAACCCGGCGACCGAAAUGCAACUAUCAAGCUACUUAAGAGAUUGAGGACAAAUGUUUACUCUGCGAGCUCUUCUGCCGCCUGGUUCUCUCUCCUGUCCCACCCACCUCUGCGUUUACAUUUCUGACCGAAGAAACAAACAAACAAAACCAGUUCAGAUGCAGUUCUUAACAUUUUGAAACCAACAGGGAGCACUAGAAUUCUAUUGCUGUUUUUUUUUUCUCUUUUCAGUGCUGAAAUCUUGGAUGUUUUUUCUCCCUUCUCUUUCUCUCUCUUUCUCUCCUCCUUUCCCCCAGUUGAUGCAACUUACCAGACCAGGUUAAACUAAUGCAUUUUUUUUCUUUUGUGUUGUCUCCUUCUCCUUUGGUAAUUUAGUUUUGGUUUUUUUUUUCUGCACAUCUGUCUACUAAUAAAAUGUAGAAUAAAGUA
Messenger RNA from Anolis carolinensis (green anole), 4200 nucleotides. It is a transcript of the gene ube2r2, whose product is annotated as ubiquitin conjugating enzyme E2 R2. The transcript has 5 exons. Gene Ontology annotation, biological process: ubiquitin-dependent protein catabolic process; protein polyubiquitination. NCBI's taxonomy places the organism in Eukaryota, Metazoa, Chordata, Lepidosauria, Squamata, Anolidae. The coding region runs from base 361 to 1080 and encodes 239 amino acids. Gene Ontology annotation, molecular function: ubiquitin conjugating enzyme activity. The record is from RefSeq and is a predicted model, not a curated record.